Saprolegnia diclina VS20 is the source of this 487-nucleotide messenger RNA. RefSeq lists its product as hypothetical. Lineage: Eukaryota; Oomycota; Saprolegniomycetes; Saprolegniales; Saprolegniaceae. The record is from RefSeq and is a predicted model, not a curated record. The annotation marks the transcript as partial. The transcript has a single exon.
GCAUGUUUCAGCGCGUCGCUCGCUUCCUUCCACGCCGACUCACCAAGAUGCCGUCGGCGCCACCCCGCAUCAAUUGGUCCCGCGUCACCAAACAACGGCCCAGCGCUGUGUAUGGUGCCUUGUCCAACAAAGUCGCAAGCUUGAACCUCUACAGUGUGCUCUCCAAGAUGCAGUGGACGCUCCGCCCGACGACGACGCCGGCGCGGACGUACAAGCCACGCUACGUCACCCUUGUGGGUGGCCACGCGGUGCCGUUCCAUCCGUUCGAAACGCAGGUUAGCAAAGUGCAGCGUCAAGCCCUCGGCAAAGCUCUCUUUGUGAUCCCCGAAGACUCGGACGGCGAGACCGACGACGACGACGAUGCUUGACCGCACCGGCACCGCUCGAGAACGCAGUUAUUUAUCCCGUGGUGUAGUAUCUCAGUCUCUUGGUCGACGAGGGACAAUAGUGUAAUUUUUAUUAUAAAAGAGUUGUUUUUAUAAGACAA